CACAGAACGACAUCUCAGGUGAAAGAGGUGAACAUCAUCUAAGACAUUAUCGGAUUGGACGUAACCAUGUCACCAGAUCGAGUCCCUAGUAAUCGAGUUCCGCCUCGCCCGAAGACGCCUACAGACUACGUCCCUACGCCGAUUCGUGCAAAAAUAACCCCCUCAGAGACUUUCAGCCACCUCGUGAAUAAGAAACAGAGAUCCGCCAGAGUGCACGCGCUUGCUAAAGAGCGACUCACAAGUUCUAGGCCAACCACGCCUCGGACCCCUACUACCGUAAACUCCAUUAUCAAGUCCGCAAGAACCAGCCGGUCCGCUCUCAGUUCCGCAGGCAGAAAUAUAGCGUCCAGCCUUUCAAAGGCAAAGCCGGUGGUGGAAACAGCAGUCGCAGCCAGCAAGAAGGCUGCCGUCACAACUGCAAAUCGCUUGACAAGAAUGGCAACUGAUGUGCCGAAAGUGGCCAAGCAGAAGGGAAAGGAGGUCGAUGUAUUGUCGACUCCAUCUAGCUCAUCAUCGCAAAAAUCACUGUAUCAUCGACCUAGGCUGCCCAAGCUCAAGAUCCCCGAAGUUGAUGCUGCAGUAAGAGACGCGUUAAAUAGUGCAUGUUCAACUGAUACACAGAACAGCGAGAACUUUCGAAUACUCCAAAUUUCGCCCACGAGCCGAGAGCUCGAGUAUGAAUGGCAGAACGAUGAUAACCCACCUGACGUUGCUGCAGAGUUUCACAACAUGUUAAGCGCACGCCGCAGAGUUCGUAAAGGUAAGUUUGGAUCGAGGGUCACAAGAUAUUGCCGGGAGCGGCCAACCUGGCAAGACAGUUUCGUUGCCAGAGCCCAUCUCGAUAACCACGAGGAUAGGGCGCUGUUGAAAGAGCUUACAGACGCUGUCCAGGAACAAAAGGAUUACGCCGCCCGCCUAGUACAGAGAAUCCCAGAUCGUUUCCCCGGGCUCGAGGCUGUAUCUGUGCCGGGGUCAACAUUAAAAUUAUACUGGCAACACAAAAGCACAUGGCCUAAGCAGUAAGGGCUCAUGGGAAUGAUGGUCCAUUCAGUUAAUGAUAGAACUGGCCGGUUCCAGGGGUCAAAUAUGGUCAAGUAUGCGUACUCACUACUAAUAUAGAUCUAGACUGUGAUUUUGUGUCUA
Xylaria bambusicola is the source of this 1143-nucleotide messenger RNA. RefSeq lists its product as uncharacterized. The transcript is spliced from 2 exons. NCBI's taxonomy places the organism in Eukaryota, Fungi, Ascomycota, Sordariomycetes, Xylariales, Xylariaceae. The record is from RefSeq and is a predicted model, not a curated record. The coding region runs from base 67 to 1023 and encodes 318 amino acids.